Williopsis jadinii is the source of this 1020-nucleotide messenger RNA. RefSeq names its product FAD-dependent oxidoreductase. The transcript has a single exon. Lineage: Eukaryota; Fungi; Ascomycota; Saccharomycetes; Phaffomycetales; Wickerhamomycetaceae. The record is from RefSeq and is a predicted model, not a curated record. Bases 1 to 1020 code for a protein of 339 amino acids. Gene Ontology annotation, molecular function: FAD binding; D-amino-acid oxidase activity.
AUGGAGUACACUGUGAUUGGAGCUGGUAUAAUCGGGUUAUAUACCACCUGGAGCUUGAUUGAUUGUGGUGUAGCACCAGAGAAAAUCACCGUGAUUGCUCAAUUCCUUCCUGGCGAUGAGAGCAUCAACUAUACCUCACCUUAUGCAGGCGGAAACUUCAGUUGUAUAACGUCAGAUGACGAUGACACUUUGCUCUUCGACAAGCUGACGUAUAUGAACCUUGGUCGACUUCAAAGGGCACUCGGUGGGAGUAAAUGUGGCCUUGAGAAUCGACCAAGUGCAGAGUUCUGGGAGGCUUAUCCUGUGGAUAAGAAGAUCGCUUCGUAUAGAUCUUAUUUGAAAGAUUUUGCUAUCGUUGAGAAGAAGGAUUUGCUUAGAGGUUGUGCCUUUGGUAUUAGUUUCACAUCAUGGAACUUCAACUGUCCUUUCUUCUUAGGUAAGUUUCAGCAGUAUCUGGAGUCCACUGGUGUCAAGUUCACAAGAAAGACUUUGAGCCACAUCACCCAGGGAUUCAUCUCCGCCAACACCAAAGUAGUUUUCAACUGUUCUGGUAUCGGAGCACUUUCCCUUGGUGGAGUAAGAGACACGAAUGUUUUUCCCACAAGGGGACAAGUCGUUGUUGUGAAGGCUCCUCAUAUCCAGGAGAACAGAAUGAGAUGGGGAGACGGAACGGCUACUUACAUCAUUCCAAGACCAGACUCUGAUGGCGAGCUGGUCCUGGGAGGGUUCCUUCAGAAGGACGAUUGGACGGCAGACACCUUCAAGGAACAAACUCAGGACAUUUUGAGAAGAGCCACGGAGCUUUUCCCAAGGAUCCUGGACAAGCCUUUGGUCAUUGUUCGUGUUGUAUGUGGGCUAAGACCUAGUAGACACGGUGGCGUGCGUAUAGCACGUGAAGUUGUUGAAGAUGGUAAGAUUGUCAUCCAUAAUUACGGCGCGAGUGGCUACGGUUAUCAAUCAGGGCUCGGGAUGGGCAUUAGAGCUGUUCAGCUGCUCAAGGGGAUAAACCCAAAGCUAUGA